Boeremia exigua is the source of this 1859-nucleotide messenger RNA. RefSeq names its product amino acid/polyamine transporter I. Gene Ontology annotation, biological process: transmembrane transport. Gene Ontology annotation, cellular component: membrane. Gene Ontology annotation, molecular function: transmembrane transporter activity. Bases 198 to 1781 code for a protein of 527 amino acids. Lineage: Eukaryota; Fungi; Ascomycota; Dothideomycetes; Pleosporales; Didymellaceae. The transcript has 4 exons. The record is from RefSeq and is a predicted model, not a curated record.
GAUCGGUGUUCGCGUCGACGCUAACCUUGGUGUGCUGUUUGGUGCGUUGAGAGAGACAUCUUAUCAAUGCACCUCACAGCUUUCCCGUUGCUCUCUCGACUCGCAAAGGACACUCUCCGACAUUGCGUCUGACUUCACUACCGCCCAGCUCCUGCGACGAGCGCAUUAACGCUGCGAGAAGUCACAUCACCAACGCUAUGGACGACAAAGAAGCGUCGCAGCCGCCUGUGGUGCAAGAUGUAGUCGACGAGAGUAGUCUCAACGAGCAAGACAAGGACGUGAUGGCGCAGAUGGGGAAGAAGCAGCGGCUACCCCGUCGCUUCAACAUCAUCACGCUCCUAGGCUUAUCACUGACCUUUCUGUCGAGCUGGGAAGCUGUCGGAGCCUCGAUGGGCGUGGGUCUGAUGGCCGGCGGCCCAGUCGCGCUGGUCUAUGGUUUCACGUUCGCGUUUUCUGGUACUCUCGCGUGCGCCGCGAGCGUGGCGGAGAUGGCGAGCAUUUGCCCGAUCUCCGGGGCGCAGUACCAUUGGACGUACAUGUUUGCGCCGACGAGGUGGAAGGUGUUUUUGUCAUUCAUGCAAGGAUGGGUGACGGUGUUUGCGUGGCAGGCCACUAUUACCUCGUUGACUUUCUUGAUGGCUGGUCAGCUGCAAGGUAUUGUCGUGUUUUCGAAUUUAUCUUACACACCUGAGCGCUGGCACCUUACGCUUAUCAUGUGGCUUGUCGUACUCAUAGCGUGGGUGCAAAACGUCUGGGGAAUUCGGUUGCUUCCUAUGUUGGAGCUGUUUGCAGGGUGUUUCCAUGUUCUAAUGUUCUUUGUCUUCUGUAUCGUCAUGCUGGCCAUGGGUCGAAAUGCAAGCGCCGACUUCGUCUUCACUGGCUUCGUCAACGGAACUGGAUGGGAAAACAACGCGGUCGCAUGGUUCAUCGGCCUGUUACCAAGCAUCUGGUGUGCCAUCGGUUUCGACGGCGCAAUCCACCUCAGCGAAGAAACCUCCAAUUCGCCCCGAUCCAUUCCGAAAGUCAUCAUCCACACCGUUCUCAUCAAUGGCUCCCUUGCAUUUCUCUUCUUGCUUACCUCCUUAUUCAGCAUCUCCAGCAUCUCCGAUGUUCUGAGCACCCCUACCGGAUACCCGUUAAUUGAAAUUAUCCAUCAGGCCACACGAUCUUCAGCUGCGACAACGACUCUUUAUGCUUUCAUACUCGCGAUAACCAUGGCCGCCAUGUUCGGCACGCUCGCCUCGGUAUCUCGCAUGACCUGGGCGUUCGCCCGAGACAACGGCCUACCCUUCUCGCGGUACCUACAACACAUCGACUCCGUACACCAGGUACCCACUCGGUCCAUCACACUCGUGUCUGCCAUAAUAAUCCUCCUGUCUCUGAUCAACAUUGGCUCCACAACUGCACUAUCCGCCAUACUCUCCCUUAGCACGAUCGCGCUCUACGUGUCCUACAUAAUCCCAAUAACCUGCCUGAUCUUCCUCCGCCUCCGUGUUCCAGUCACUAUAUACACCUCAUCGAUUGGCCACGCAGACGUGUCAGAGGACCGUUUGGUAUUCGGGCCGUGGAAUCUCGGCCGCUGGGGAUUGGUGGUAAAUAUCUACGCCGCAUGCUAUGCCACUUUACUAGUGCCGUUCAUGGCUCUGCCAACGAGCUUGCCGUUGACCCCGAUGACAAUGAACUAUGCGGGUCCUGUUUCCGGAGGUGUUUUGCUGUUUGCUGUUUGCGAUUGGCUUUGGCUAGGGAAGCGAAGAUAUGCAGGGCCGAAGAGAGACAGGUAAUGGAGGAGGCAUGGGUCGACGAGGUUACGUAUGUACGAACGAAUGAAUAUGUGCAAAGAAUCUACCUCGUCCAGAACU